Molecule: messenger RNA, 1404 nt
Organism: Clonostachys rhizophaga
Lineage: Eukaryota; Fungi; Ascomycota; Sordariomycetes; Hypocreales; Bionectriaceae
Source: the annotation of a GenBank genome assembly
AUGACCGGCCAAAAGGAUAUCAAGGUUGAAUCUGGCCAGAUCGACUUAGACGUCGAUAAUGGUAUUACUCAGGAGCAAAUCGAUCCAGCCGUUGCGAGAACUUUAAAACGCAAGGCUGAUGUUAUUCUUCUUCCUGUAUUGGCCAUCGCUUAUUUGCUGAACUCUCUUGAUCGCAGCAAUGUUGCGAAUGCGAAUACUGCUGGUCUAGAAGUUGACCAGAAUCUUGUUGGAAACCAGUUUAAUCAAGUUCUCACAUAUUACCAAGUUCCAUUUAUUGUCUUCGGCCCAUUACUCACGGUCGUCACUAAGCUGAUUGGAGCCAAGUAUUCAAUCUCCGGUAUGCUUUUUUGUUUCGGUAUUGUAUCACUCGCAACCGGUUGGGCUCGGACGUUCGGGCAUCUAGUUGCCUGCCGCGUUAUUGUGGGAAUAUUUGAAUCUGGCUUCCUCGCUUCUGUAUUUUACUACUUGUCUGUAUGGUACACUCGAUCGGAGCUCGCAACUCGAAUUGGCAUAUUCUAUGGCGCAUUGGUCGCGUCAUCUGCCUUUGGGGGUCUCCUCUCAUAUGGCAUGUUCCAGGUGACCGCACAAAGCGGCUAUUCCCGGGGCUUGACUAUCUGUUGGUGCCUGGUUGCGUUCUUUUUUCUUCUAUCAGACGUGCAUUCCGCUUGGUUCUUGACUGCAUCCGAGAAAGCAACAGCGAUAGAACAAUUGAAAAGAGACUCGGUUAAGUCGCUCGAUUCAAGUUAUACCCUUUCUGAAUUUUUCACAGAGUUCAAGGCGCCGUAUAUUUAUGUCCGACUGAUAUCUACUUUUAUUCAAGGUGUGACAUUAACCUCUAACCCGAACUUCUUGGCAAUGAUCAUCAAGGGUCUACAUUUUAGUACGAUUAAGACCAACCUGUUGACUAUUGCUCCCGCUCUGGUUGGAGCAAUUACGCUGAUUUGCUUUUGUCGCUCUUCCGACCACUUUUAUGAACGCGGGUAUCAUAUUGGUAGCUCUUUGGUCCUAAGUUUUGUCGGCUAUAUUAUUCUGUAUUGUGGGGAAAAUAAGGGGUGGGGAGUGCUAUAUUUCGCCAUGUUUCUCUGCACCAUGGGAAACCGAAACACAGGCAUACCCCAGCACACCCCUUGGAGCAACCUGGACCAUCGCGAAUAUUCCAACUUGAAUGCCCGUGCUCCCAUUGGGGUUUACAACUCAGUCGGUAACUGCGCUGGACUCUUGUCAAGUAACAUCUAUAUAUCCUCGGAGGCACCUCGGUAUAUUACAAGCUUACGGGUCAAUCUUGCAAUGGCCGCUUUAGGUUCUUUCGAGAAUCGUCGUCGCGAUAAAAAGUUUGGCCGAUCGGAUAACUUGACUGUUGGUAUCACAGACACCUCGGACCCUAACUUCCGAUUCCAGUAUUAA